GCUCAGAGCCGGCGAGGGAUUCCCCCGUCUGGGAGGAGCUGUCUCUACGUCUGUGAAUGUAACGAGGCCGCCCGCCAUCACAGCCCUCCCUUCUUAGUGUCCCGUUAGCCGUUAGCCCUAGAUAGCAUAUCGCUAUUUCCUCUCUCGUAUGGAAUGACCAAACAGGCAGCACACCAUGUCCCCCCCCCCCACCCCACCCCCGUUCCAUACGUUUUCAUAUGGAACGGUCCAUCUUCCUUUCUGCACCGCUGCGCUCCGUCUCUCUGCGCUGGCAUUGGUCAGAGGCAUCGUCCAAUCAGCCGAGAGCUGUGCCUCUCGGUGGCCUCGUAGGCGCCCCCCUGUGGCCAUGCAGAGCGGCUGCAGGCGGUUUGGUCACCGCCUCCUGCUCUCCUCCUGGUGGGACUCAGAGUCGCCAGGCCCGUAUCACAGGUUCUAGCCCCGCCCACCUGGCCCGUAUCACAGGUUCUAGCCCCGCCCACCUGGCCCGUAUCACAGGUUCUAGCCCCGCCCACCUGGCCCGUAUCACAGGUUCUAGCCCCGCCCACCUGGCCCGUAUCAACGGCUCUAGCCCCGCCCACCUGGCCCGUAUCACAGGUUCUAGCCCCGCCCACCUGGCCCGUAUCACAGGUUCUAGCCCCGCCCACCUGGCCCGUAUCACAGGCUCUAGCCCCGCCCACCUGGCCCGUAUCAACGGCUCUAGCCCCGCCCACCUGGCCCGUAUCAACGGCUCUAGCCCCGCCCACCUGGCCCGUAUCACAGGCUCUGGCCCCGCCCACCUGGCCCGUAUCACAGGUUCUGGCCUCACCUACAACCUGUGAUACUGACCAGGCCUCCAGAGGGAAUUAACCAAUCCCGCGGUCCAUCCUGCGUUCAGUCCCUCCCCCAGUCCCGCGGUUAGUCCCGCCCUCACCCAGUCCCGCGGGUAGUCCCGCCCUCCCCCAGGCCUGUGCUCAGCCCCUUGCCCCCCCCCACCCCGCCGCCGGAGCCUUGCCCCCCGCGCCCAGGUGGUCACACCCCUGUCCGUGUCCGACUGGUGUGUAGGUGUUCCGGCCGCGCACGCCCCCCGAGGCCAUCGCGCUGUGCUCGCGGCUGCUGGAGUACACGCCCACGGCCCGCCUCACCCCCCUGGAGGCCUGCGCCCACUCCUUCUUCGACGAGCUGCGGGACCCCAACGUCAAGCUGCCCAACGGCCGCGAGAAGCCCCACCUCUUCAACUUCACCACCCAGGAGCUGUCCAGUAACCCCUCCCUGGCCUCCAUCCUCAUCCCGGCUCACGCACGCAGCCAGCCCUCCGCCUCCACCCCGACCAACGCCUCCGCCAACACGGAUGGUAGCACGGAGCGCGGCCCCAGCAGCACCACCCCCUCCGCCUCCGCCUCCAACGCCACUUCCUGAACUCCGCCCACGCUCCACCUCCGCGCCCCUCCCCCUCCCACGACCCCCACCCCUCCCACCCAGCCUCUGACCCGGACCGCAGCCCCCCCCCCCCCCCAACAUACAGACACACACACACACACACAUAUGCACACACACACGCACCCCUCCGUCUGCAACGUGAUAGGUGGAGGAGGAGGGGUGAGGAGCCAUUUUGUUUCACCCUGACCCCGCCCCUCCUCUCCUCUCCGCCUCCCCGGCAGGAAGUGCCGAUCCACCAGACACGCCCCCCGCGGAGCAGGACGCACUCGGGGUCCCACAGCUGACCCCCAACGGCAAGAGCCCUGACGAAACAAACGCACCCAUACCCCCCCCCCCCCGCCAUGUAGAAGCUAACUACACGAGGCUAACCAUGUGUGUACCAUACACCUGGAGAUGUGCCCCCCCCCAACCCUUGUUUACUGAAUACUAUUCUGGCUGUCUCUCUCUCUAUUGGCUGUCUCUCUCUCUCUACUCUGCCUCUCAUGCCCCCCCCUUGUCCUGUGCACCCCCUCCCCCCCCCCCCCCCCGUGUCCUCUGUAAUGCAUGGCCUGAGUAUGGUUAGGACACCCCCCUCCCUCCCCCCUCUCCCUACUUCCUCCCCUUCCAACUCGCACCCCGAAACAACCCUACUACACUCACUACCAGGUCGCUACACACACACACACACACACACACACACACACACACACACACACACACACACACACACACACACACACACACACACACACACACACACACACACACACACACACACACACACACACACACACACACACACAGCCAAAUAUAUAUACCCUAGGAUAUCACAUACAUGCACACGAUCGCACAUCGACAUACGUGCAGACGCACACAGACGCACCCUACGAUGUGUGUGUGGUUCUGGGGCGAGGUGCACAUGGUGGAAGCCCACCUGCCUGAGAGACUUUGUGUAGAGAGUUUGUGUAUUUUUCUGUGUGUGCACGCAAAUUAUAAUUUUUUGCCCCAGGGUUGUUUUUAAAUGUUAGACCAGUUUUAUUCCUCCUUGUUUUUAUUUUUUUUUUAAUUUUUUUUAUAUCGCUGGGUAGAUUCAUUAUUUCUUUUUGUUUCUGAUUGACAUGUGCGAUUGGAUCCGUUUUUGUGUACUUUAUGAAGUACACAAAUUAAUACACACAUGCAUUUCGCACACACUCACACACACAGGCACACACACACACACACUCACACACACACACACACA
Gadus macrocephalus (Pacific cod) is the source of this 2635-nucleotide messenger RNA. RefSeq names its product coiled-coil domain-containing protein 85A-like. The transcript has 3 exons. Lineage: Eukaryota; Metazoa; Chordata; Actinopteri; Gadiformes; Gadidae. The coding region runs from base 219 to 818 and encodes 199 amino acids. The record is from RefSeq and is a predicted model, not a curated record. Gene Ontology annotation, molecular function: structural constituent of carboxysome shell.